Messenger RNA from Arctia plantaginis, 441 nucleotides. NCBI's taxonomy places the organism in Eukaryota, Metazoa, Arthropoda, Insecta, Lepidoptera, Erebidae. The record is from the annotation of a GenBank genome assembly.
AUGGCUUCGAAAAAAAUAGAUUGUGUGUCAGUGUCAAACCAACUGCAUGUGAUACUGUCAAACGUGCUAUUCUUAAUUUCUCGCGUAUUCUUCUUUCCGGAUUCGUGUUUAAUUAAAAAUGUUUAUUGGAAUUCAUUAAUUCUACUCACAUCACAAUUGGCAGAGACAAUGACUAAAGGGCAGAGCAUCACAGACUCAGAAAUAGGAUCGGAGAUAAGGACUGAUAGAGUGAAUAAAUUGGGGGCAAUACUUUGUCCCACUGUCUGCGCUCUUCUUCUAGUGUGCAUAUUCGCUGUCUCAUUCAUCGGCACGAAACUUGCUUAUGAACAAUAUGACACGUUCUGUACCGGGAGCCGUCGGUUCGAUGUCGGCAAGUUGUAUAUCUUCCCAAAUUUUACCAUAACGUUCAAAGCUGUUACCGCAUCCGUAAUUGCCCAGUGA